AUGGCCCCUGUAGCUUCUCACUUCAAACUCAACACAGGAGCGAACAUUCCUGCUGUUGGCUUGGGUACCUGGAGGUCGGAGCCAGGCGAGGUCCGCGACGCAGUAUCCUUCGCCCUAAAGCAGGGAUACCGUCAUAUCGAUGCAGCGUUGAUUUAUGGUAAUGAAAAUGAGGUUGGCCAAGGUAUCAAGGAUAGUGGUGUGCCUCGUGAGGUGAUAUUCCUGACGAGCAAGCUAUGGAACACCCACCAGCCCAACGUUAAAGAGGGUCUACAAAAGUCAUUAGACGCCUUGGGCACAGACUACCUCGAUCUUUACCUCAUCCACUGGCCGGUGCGCCUAGUCCCCAACGAAUCUAGCGAGCUUCUCCCCGUGAAUCCGGACGGGACACGAUCUGUUGACCGAGAGUGGGAUCAAAGUGAAACUUGGCGCCAGAUGGAAGAGGUUUACAAAUCUGGCAAAGUCAAGGCCAUUGGAGUCGCCAACUGGUCGAUUCCUUACCUAGAGAAACUAAGCAGGACUUGGAAGGUCGUCCCCGCAGUCAAUCAGGUGGAGUUACACCCUCUCCUGCCUCAGCACAAGCUUCGGGAGUACUGUGCAAAGCAUGAUAUACUGCUAGAGGCGUAUUCCCCACUCGGGUCAGCAGGUGAGUGGAAGAGAUUUCACGUUGAACAAUUAUAUUUAGUUGUUGCUAACAUCAGCCUCCCUUUAGGCGCACCUAUCAUGUCCGACGAAAGUGUGCAGGGUGUCGCAAAGAAAUACGAUGUGUCUCCUGCUACAGCUCUGAUCAGCUACCAUGUUAACAAGGGAGUGGUAGUCUUGCCAAAGUCUGUACAUGAGAAGAGGAUCAUCAGCAACAAGACAGUCAUUGAGUUGUCCGAUGAGGAUAUAGGGCUACUGGAUGAUUUGGCUGCCAAAGGCAAGGCAAAGCGCAUGAACACACCGUUGUGGGGAUGGGAUCUCGGAUUUGAUGACUGGUAUGGUCCCCCAGCAAGUUCCCGCUAG
This is a messenger RNA of Alternaria arborescens, 1002 nucleotides long. RefSeq lists its product as hypothetical. Gene Ontology annotation, molecular function: aldose reductase (NADPH) activity. Bases 1 to 1002 code for a protein of 333 amino acids. The transcript is spliced from 6 exons. Gene Ontology annotation, cellular component: cytosol. The record is from RefSeq and is a predicted model, not a curated record. Lineage: Eukaryota; Fungi; Ascomycota; Dothideomycetes; Pleosporales; Pleosporaceae.